GAACAGCUCAUCCUUCCCAUCAUGCAGUUGGAUUAAGCAUCAAGCAUCAUGGCGCUCAUCUGUUCAAUUUCCAAUGAAGUCCCGGAGCACCCAGUGGUCUCACCCAUCUCCGGACAUGUGUUUGAGCGGCGGCUGAUUGAGAAGUUCGUGUCGGAGAAUGGAACAGACCCAAUGAAUGGAGAGCCUCUCAGUUCUGACCAACUGGUAGAGAUAAAAGUGCAACCCACAGUGAAGCCGCGCCCACCGUCAGCCACCAGUAUCCCAGCCAUUCUGAAGGCCUUACAAGAUGAGUGGGAUGCCUGCAUGCUGCACAGUUUCACACUCAGGCAGCAACUGCAGACUACUCGCCAAGAGUUGUCUCACGCCCUGUACCAGCAUGAUGCAGCAUGUCGUGUGAUCGCACGCCUGACUAAAGAGGUGACGGCAGCGCGUGAGGCCCUGGCAACCCUGAAGCCCCAGGCUGGGAUCGCUGUCCCCGCCCCUUCAGUCCCCGCAGUGGCGCAGCCUGCAGCUGCAGCAGAACCCAUGGAGAUGGCUGCAGAACCCGGGGAGGAAGGCAUGACUGAAGAGAUCAUACAGAAGCUGCAAGACAAGGCAGCAGUGCUGACUGCAGACAGGAAGAAGCGUGGUAAGAAGGUACCAGAAGAACUGAUGCCAGCAGAAAACUUGUCCAACUUCAAGCAACAGGCAUCACAUCCGGGUCUGCACAGUGCCAGUAUCCCAGGGAUCCUCUCUAUGGACAUCCACACUGCAGACACCUCCAAGAUUCUCACAGGUGGUGCCGACAAAAAUGCCGUCGUGUUUGACAAAGAGAGCGAACAGGUGGUCUGCAUCCUCAAGGGUCACCGACAGAAGGUUAACAAUGUGCUGUACCAUCCUUCAGAGAACCUGGUGUUCACAGCAUCACCAGACUCAACCAUUCGAGUAUGGGGGGUGCCUAGUGGACAGUGCAGUAACAUCAUCCAGGCACAUGAUGGCGCUGUUACCGGCAUCUCACUUCAUGCCACAGGAGACUUCCUUCUGUCAGCCUCAGAGGACCAGUUCUGGGCGUUCUCAGACGUGCGGACAGGUCGUGUGCUGACUAAGGUCACUGAUGAGUCCAGUAAGACAUCGCUGACUUGUGCCCAGUUUCACCCUGAUGGCCUGAUCUUCGGCACGGGGACAGACGACAGUCAGGUCAAGAUCUGGGACCUGAAGGAGAGAACUAACGUCGCCAACUUUCCAGGACACUCUGGUCCCAUCACUGCCAUUGCCUUUUCUGAGAACGGCUACUACCUGGCUACUGCUGCAGAUGACUCCAUGGUUAAGCUCUGGGAUCUGAGGAAACUGAAAAACUUCAAGACUAUUUCACUGGAUGAGCGUUAUGAGGACAGAUACGAGAUCAAGUCCCUGUGUUUUGACCAGAGUGGUACCUACUUGGCUGUGGCAGGCAGUGAUAUCAGGGUGUAUCUGUGUAAGCAGUGGCAGGAGCUGGUGGUGAUGAAGGAACACACGGCACCGGUCACCUCCAUCAAGUUUGGGAACCACGCAGCCUUCCUGGCCUCCACCAGCAUGGACCGCUCCCUCAAGAUCUAUGGGCUAUAGAUGGUCCAGAGAAAAUAAUUCAAGCUACCACUGAAUGUAGAAACUCGCUGAAAGACAGGUUGUAGAUAGAUGGGUUGUUUACACAUGACAUUAAUCUCCAAGCAGAUCCUACGGUGGCAUAAGAUAGUAUCAAAAGCUGGCAGAGGAGUGAAACCGGCUUAGGAGUGAGUUUCGCUACCGGCAAAUGGACACCUCUUGACUGACCAGUUUGGCCAGUUUGGUACUAUCUUAUGCCAUUGUAGGAUCUGCUUGGAGAUUAACAUGACAUCACAGCUGCCAUCCAUGUUGGGUGAUCCUUAAGAGUCAGGCUUCAAAAUGCGUUUGAUGUCAGAAUUAUCAUUACAUUAAUUCAAGUUUACCUGGCAACAUUCCGAUGUAACAUCCAAUAUGAUGAAUAUCAACAAUGACGCAAGUAAACAAUUGAUGGUGAACAACAUCUGCACCAUAGUUAGGUAAGGACAAACACAUGGAAUAGCUGAUGUCCUUAUUUCUGACUUUGACAUUCUGAGUAAAACCCACUCCAGAGAAAUGACUGUACUUGGUUAAGCAGAGGAUCAGCUUCUAUCUAUGGCAACAUUGCAGAUGUGUACACCCCUCUCACACAAACACAAACCUGCAAACAGAAAAAUUGUUUUUCCAAAGGUGUCACAACUUCAACAAGACAGAUUCCAGACUUAACCCCUUCACAUACCAUAUCCCCACACCUCACUAACAUUGGGUGAAGUAAAAAUGAAAUUCAUACAGGAUAUGUAUAGACUGUUGCUACCAGUAACAACAACAGUACAUAUAACAUGAUUUCAUACAGUCUUUUGUGGCCCAUGAUUACAAGAUUCCCUUUUGUAUACAUCCAUCCAUCAGUGCCAUAUCAUCCAUAUAGGCAGUAUACAUGGACUUGUGUAGUAUACAGCUUGGGGAACUUUGCAGCUGGUUGAAAAGAUGAUGAUUGAUAGCAAGAGUAACCUGAGAGUCACAACAAUAAUGCCUUCUCUUUCAGUCUAGAUGGUAUCAGGUGGACCAGAUAUAUGAACUGUAGAAUCUGAUAUAUGGCAGAUGGGGUAGAUUGUAGACCAGUAAAGCCUAAGGGGUUAUACUUCGGAGAAGUACCAGGGAAACCACUGUGUAUUUGUGUUUGUAUUUACACUUUCUGUUUCACAUUUUGGAUGGAUGGCAUUUAAGUGUGUUACUUUGUAAUAAGUUUUUCAUUUUACAGUUUAGUACAUAUUUUCUAUACCUUAUGUAGAAUAACCUAUUUCCAUUGGAUAAAUCAGUGAUUUAGUGAAAAUUGUUGAUCUUCUACUGUACCAUUGCCUCAACAUAAAAAUAUGCUUUGUGGGUACUCCUGUAACAAUUACGUUUUGAAGAGUGGAGAGUAGUAAAUUUGUAGGAUUCUACCACUAAAAUGAUGACCUUCCAAAUCGACAGAUUUUUGUAGUGACAGUACAUUGUACUUCUUUGUAAGAAUUGUCUGUUAAGAAGUCCAGAAGAUUAGUGCUUUGCCCUUAGGCAUGCCAUUAUUGGAUAAGGUCUCAAAGUACUCAUUACUUCUAUUCCUUUUUCCGCAUAGGUUUCUAAUAAACAUAGCAAGGAAAAGAGA
Messenger RNA from Branchiostoma floridae (Florida lancelet), 3178 nucleotides. RefSeq names its product pre-mRNA-processing factor 19-like. NCBI's taxonomy places the organism in Eukaryota, Metazoa, Chordata, Leptocardii, Amphioxiformes, Branchiostomatidae. The record is from RefSeq and is a predicted model, not a curated record. Gene Ontology annotation, biological process: DNA repair; protein ubiquitination; mRNA splicing, via spliceosome. Bases 49 to 1584 code for a protein of 511 amino acids. The transcript has 13 exons. Gene Ontology annotation, molecular function: ubiquitin protein ligase activity; protein binding. Gene Ontology annotation, cellular component: U2-type catalytic step 1 spliceosome; cytoplasm; Prp19 complex.